GAUGGCGACGGCGAGAGGAGCACAACAAAAUACCGUACGUUACAUCAACUACAACAACAAGGAAUGCUGCGUUACAGAUGCGGAAUCAGUCUGCUAUGCCAGGAGAUCGCGACAGUUGUGACACUGAGGUCUGAUGCGCUGUGCCUGAGAAACUUGUGGGAUUUUUGUGCGCCGGUGUUUUCUUGAGAGCGCCCGAAAAAGCUUUGGCUUCAAUGUGGCUCUUUCGCUAAGCGAAUCAGCUAAGCUAACAAACUGUUUCGGUACGAGUGCUAACAUCGUACCGGAGGACUCAAAGGGAGCGCAAACUGUUCAUGUAUCCGCGGGACAGAUUCCUCUUAUGUGCGCCGGGAAUAUAGCUGGCGAUUUAUUCGGCCCCUCAGCGUACUGUCGAGUAGGAUUUUGUCCGUCAUGUAUUUUAUAACCGGCUGGCCCCGGAGGCUACUUUGCCCUCUCAGAAGCGAGGAGGAACCCUUUCACAUUCAGCCAAGCUCCCAAAGAUUUUACUUCGCCGUGCUGUCGGAGACCCAGCUCAGCAUCUGGUUCAGUCGGCCCAGCGUUCUGAUCGUGAGUUACGUGGAGUCGGCGAAGGCGGCCGCCCAGUUCGGCUUCUACCAGCGGGCGGAAUGGAGGCCGGACGACUCCAUGAUCGCAGUGGUGGCUGCCAAUGGAUAUAUCCUGCUAUUUGACGUGGUGGGUGGUGGGGAGGACAAAUACCUCUACGAGCCAGUGUAUCCCAAAGGGAGCCCUCGUGUGAAGGUCACCCCAGGGUAUAAGGAGGAGCAGUGUGCCCCCGCCCUCAGCUUGGAGAUGAAGAGGCCCGUGGAUCUGGAGGCUCCCAUCACCAGCCUGCAGUCCAUGCAGGAGGACCUGGUGGUUUCCACGGCUGACGGUUUCCUGCACAUCCUGCACUGGAACGGCGUCUCCAACGGGCGCAAGGCCAUCAACCUCUGCACCGUGCCCUUCUCCCUGGACCUGCAGUCGUCCCGAGGUGGGCCCUCCCUGGACCUGAACGGGGUGCACAUUCGGGAUAUGGAGUACUGCGUCACGCUGGAUGGCUUCGCCGUGGUGUUCGAUGACGGGCGCCUGGGAUUCAUCACCCCUGUGGCCAACAGAUUCACUACAGACCAGCUGCAGGGCGUGUGGGCUGCAGAUGUGACCGAUGGCACGUGCGUGGCAGUCAACAACAAGUACCGGCUGAUGGCUUUCGGCUGCGCCAGCGGCUCAGUGUUGGUCUACAUGAUUGACACUACCACAGGAUCAAUGCAGCUGUCCCAUAGGCUGGAGUUAACUCCAAAACACUACCCCGACAUCUGGAACAAGACGGGGCCAGUCAAGCUGAUCCAGUGGUCUCCCGACUACAGCGUAGUCAUGGUGACCUGGGAGUGCGGGGGUCUGUCUUUGUGGAGCGUGUUCGGAGCUCACCUCAUCUGCACUCUGGGGGAAGACUUUGCGUAUCGAUCAGAUGGCACGAAGAAGGAGCCCACAAAGAUCAGCUCUAUGAGCUGGGGGGCAGAGGGCUACCACCUGUGGGUGAUCACCAGCAGCGAGGCCAGCCGCAGGUCAGACGGGGACAUGGAGAGCACGCCCACCCUCCAGCAGGCCGGGAUCCUGCAGUUCCAGUUCAUCAAGAGCGCCCUGACAGUCAAUCCCUGCACGAGCAACCAGGAGCAGGUGCUUUUGAUUGGGGAGGACCGCCUGUACCUGACAUGUGGGGACCCAGCCCAAGCCCACACCCCCUCGGAGCAGCACCUAUCCCGGGACAGCAGCCCCUUGUACUCCACCUCCCCCUCCUCCGUCUCUCAGGGAUUAAGCACUUUAUUAGGACACAGGCAUUGGCACGUGGUCCAGAUUCACAGCACAUAUCUUGAGAGCAACUGGCCAAUACGGUAUGCAGCCAUAGACACGCAGGGCCAGUGCAUGGCAGUGGCAGGGAGACGCGGCUUUGCACACUACUCCUCCUUCACCAGGAAGUGGAAGCUUUUCGGGAACAUCACCCAGGAGCAGAACAUGACGGUGACCGGAGGGCUGGCAUGGUGGAACGACUACAUUGUAGUCGCCUGUUACAAUUUCAUAGACCAGCAGGAGGAGCUAAGGCUCUACCUGCGGUCGUCCAACUUGGACAACGCGUUCGCCGACAUCACCAAACUGCACUCGGACACGCUGCUGCUCAACGUGUUCCGCAACAUGGUGAUCCUGUUCAGGGCCGACUGCUCCAUCUGCCUCUACAACAUCGAGAGGAGGAAGGACAGCCCGAACGCCUCUGUCAGUAUUGAGCUCCUGCAGGAGGUGUCCAUGUCCCGCUACAUCCCUCACCCAGCCUUGGUGGUGUCUGUCACUCUCACCUCGGUGCGCACCGAGACCGGCAUCACUCUCAAAGCCCCGCAGCAGGCCUGCGUGGCGGAGAGCAUCAUGCUGAACCUGGCCGGGCAGCUCAUCAUGCUGCAGAGGGACCGCUCCGGGCCCCAGGUGCGCGAGAAGGAGGCCCUGCCCAAUCACAAGAAGCUGCUGCCGUUCUGCCCCCCGGUGGUGCUGGCGCAGUGCGUGGAGAACGUGUGGACGACCUGCCGCAGCAACCGCAAGAAGCACCACCUGCUGGAGGCGCUGUGGCUGGCGUGCGGCGAGGCGGGCAUGAAGGUGUGGCUGCCGCUGUUCCCGCGCGACCACCGCAAGCCGCACUCCUUCCUGUCGCGCCGCAUCAUGCUGCCCUUCCACAUCAACAUCUACCCGCUGGCCGUGCUCUUCGAGGACGCGCUGGUGCUGGGCGCCACCAACGAGACGGUGCUGUACGACGGGCUGCAGGGCCCGCGCGAGCCGCUCGAGGCCCACUUCCCCUUCUGCACGGUGGAGCGCACCUCCCAGAUCUACCUCCACCACAUCCUGCGGCAGCUGCUGGUGCGCAACCUGGGCGAGCAGGCGCUGCUGCUGGCGCAGUCGUGCGCCGGGCUGCCCUACUUCCCGCACGUGCUGGAGCUGAUGGUGCACGUGGUGCUGGAGGAGGAGGCCACCUCGCGCGAGCCCAUCCCCGACCCGCUGCUGCCCACCGUCGCCAAGUUCAUCACCGAGUUCCCGCUCUUCCUGCAGACCAUCGUGCACUGCGCCCGCAAGACCGAGUACGCGCUCUGGAACUACCUGUUCGCCGCCGUCGGCAACCCCAAGGACCUGUUUGAGGAGUGCCUGAUGGCCCAGGACCUGGACACGGCCGCCUCCUAUCUCAUAAUCCUGCAGAACAUGGAGGUCCCGGCAGUGAGCCGCCAGCAUGCCACACUACUCUUCAACACUGCCCUGGAGCAGGGGAAGUGGGACCUCUGUCGUCACAUGAUCAGAUUCCUCAAGGCCAUUGGCUCAGGAGAAUCAGAGACACCACCCCUCACACCAACCACUCAGGAACCCAGCUCAACGGGAGGCUUUGAAUUCUUCCGGCACCGGAGCAUCAGUCUGUCCCAGUCAGCUGACAGCCUGAAUCCAGGGAAGUUCAACCUGCAGAAGACCCUCAGCAUGCCCUCUGGACCCUCGGCAAAGAGCGGGGACAGGUGGAGCAGGGACAGCGACUGUGCGGAGAACAUGUACAUCGACAUGAUGCUGUGGCGCCACGCCCGCCGGCUGCUGGAGGAGGUGCGGCUCAAGGACCUGGGCUGCUUCUCCGCCCAGCUGGGCUUCGAGCUCAUCGGCUGGCUGUGCAAGGAGCGCACGCGGGCCGCCCGCGUCGACAACUUCGUCACCGCACUCAAGCGGCUGCACCAGGACUUCCUGUGGCCCUUCCCCGUCAUCCCCGCCUGCUCCGUCAGCUCGCCCUACAAGAACGGCCGCUACCGCGCAGUGCUGGGCACGCGGCUGCUGAAGUCCCAGUCGGCGGACAGCCUCCUGAACAGUGAGAUGGACACGGCCCCGCCUCAUGUGGCCCCCAGCAGACACAGCUGGCUGGACAGCCUGGGGGCGGAGCCCAAGGAGAUGGACACGGCCUCGUCUCACGGGCCCCAGCCGCAGGAGGCCUUCCUCUCACCCCUCAUCAGCAAGGGCGAUGAGUGCAGCAUCGGCUCGGCCACAGACCUGACAGAGACCAGCUCCAUGGUGGACGGGGACUGGACCAUGGUGGACGAGAACUUCUCCACCCUCAGCCUGACGCAGUCUGAGCUGGAGCACAUCUCCAUGGAGCUGGCCAACAAAGGCCCACACAAGUCCCAGGUGCAGCUCAGGUACCUGCUGCACAUUUUCAUGGAGGCAGGCUGCCUGGAGUGGUGCGUGGUCAUCGGUCUCAUCCUCAGAGACACCAACAUCAUCAAGCAGGUGGUCAGUUUCCUGGACUCCCCCGAGGUCCCGGCGGAGACCGUGCAGAGCGUUCGCAAUGGCCUGCUGGCAGUGGAUGCUUGGGCCUCGUCCGACUGCCUGGGCUACAAGCCCUUCCUCAGCCUGCUCCGGCCGCAGCUGCAGAAGCUGCUGGAGGCCGCCGCCGAGCAGGUCCAGCCGGAGGUCUUCCAGCCGUCCGGUGCCUCCAAGCUGGCGGAGCCCACCAGCCCCCGGACAGAGGAGAGCCGCGGGCCGGUCGCCCUGGGGGCCAGCCUGCCCGCCGAGGCGGCAGGAGGGGCGGCGCGGCCCAUGGAGGACUGCCCCGAGGAGGAGCAGGAGGAGCAGACUGUGGACGAGGGGGCGUACGACUGCACCCUUUCCUGACCCCCACCGAGCCAGAGCAGCCUCCACGGAACCACAGGAAAAGGAAGAGAGCGGGAACGCAAACAGGAAGUGGCAGAGACACAAGCCCCAGGUGGUCAGGGCAGCUCCUGUCAGCUGGUGUUUGAGUUGCGUUUUUCUUUAGUUGUUUUUAUUUUACUGCUUUAAGCAUUACGAUGUUGAAAUUGGAUGUGUGUGUGUGUGAGCGCGCGUUUCUGUGUGUGUGCGCAUGUGUGUGUAUAAAAUUGUGUGAUGAACUGAGCUCCUUAAAGACAGAGAGAGGUAACACUCCCUCCCUUGCUGCCCGCAAUGCAAAACCGAAAAUAUGGACCCAUUAAAACUUGGCCAGGGUCCUAGGAGGUCACUGAAGCACAUGAUGUAUGCUUUUGAGCAUUCCGUGGACAGAGCGUCAGUAUUAUAUUGUAAUGAAACACACCUCACAGGUCCUGAUGAAUUGGAGUCUGCUUGGACAGAGCCUUAGGUAACACCCAAAUGAUGUAUACUUCACUGUACUCCUGAGUGGGCAGUAUACUCACAUGGCAGAAUUACGACCGCAGGAAGUAUUACUUCUGGGAUUUAUGUAAGCUCUGCACUGUUGUUGCUGUUUGGUUUUUAGCUCCCUGGACCCCUGUAACUCGGGGGUUUGUGUUUAUUUUUACGCUUGUGCUGUUCGUUCAGUUUUGGGACGGCAUUCUCAUAAGCUCUCCUGAAAGAGAAAUGGACGUGGGACGAUCGAAAGCAUUUAUUGACAUUUUCGGAUGUGCACAGCAUUUUAAUGACCUUUCUUGGGACUCCACUUGCCUUGACCUUGUGUAGUUUGGAUUAUGGACACAAAGGCAUAUAAAUCAAUUUUGAAUACACACGCACAAAAAUUUACUCCAACAAAUCAACCAAGAUACAGAAAACUCACAGCAACCAGAUUCUGACGGUCCCAUAUACUGUGAUGUGGAUGAAGUGAGAUAUUUGGAGACAUAAAAUCCUGUUUGUAGUAGAUGGGGGA
Messenger RNA from Megalops cyprinoides (Indo-Pacific tarpon), 5665 nucleotides. RefSeq names its product RIC1 homolog, RAB6A GEF complex partner 1 (gene ric1). NCBI's taxonomy places the organism in Eukaryota, Metazoa, Chordata, Actinopteri, Elopiformes, Megalopidae. The record is from RefSeq and is a predicted model, not a curated record. Gene Ontology annotation, cellular component: cytosol; Golgi membrane; Ric1-Rgp1 guanyl-nucleotide exchange factor complex. Gene Ontology annotation, biological process: retrograde transport, endosome to Golgi; intracellular protein transport. Gene Ontology annotation, molecular function: protein binding. The coding region runs from base 409 to 4668 and encodes 1419 amino acids. The transcript is spliced from 26 exons.